Molecule: messenger RNA, 1761 nt
Organism: Trematosphaeria pertusa
Lineage: Eukaryota; Fungi; Ascomycota; Dothideomycetes; Pleosporales; Trematosphaeriaceae
Exons: 1
Coding region: 39-1268 (409 amino acids)
Source: RefSeq, a predicted model, not a curated record
CGCCGUCCCUGCACCGGCAUGCAACCCAACGACAUGCAAUGAGUAAAGAUAACCAUCAAGACUCUUUCGCGCUGGCGCCUCGCAUCCGGGACGUCAGACCCCAUACGCCGCCUGCCAGCCCAGCGCCCCUCGACGUUGACAGCGACACAAAUUCGCGCUCGCCGCCCGCAUCUCCCUCGUCCUCGGCUCAUCCCUCCCCACUGAAAGCAAAGACAAAGCCUACCGAACCCCUCGACGAAACCUUGCGCGACGUCCUUACAAGGCUACGAGCCCUCCAUCGCGGUUUCGGAGAGAGCGAGGCUGUCCGUGCCGAGCUCUCGGGCGCCCAGUAUCGCGCUCUACAGCAUGCCAUUGCUGCAGACCAAGGCCUCGCUGGGUGGUUUUCGGACAAGGCCAGGAGUGCAUGGACGGAGCGGAAGACCAAGGCUGGUCUCUUCGUUGUCCACAUGCCGACACCAAUACACGACGAGUUCGCUGACUCCCUGAACCGCGCUAUCGCAAGCAAGAUUGAUGAGGAAAUCAAACAUGCGAGGGGAGAAGGGAAAGCCACAAGGGCGGAGCUCAUGAGUAAAAUUAAGAGCCGGACGACGUCGUGGACGAAGCUGGAUGCUGCCGGCAGUUACAGAGAUCCCGAUGCCGGAUUCUCUUUCCGUGGGAAUGCUAUCCGUAUGGUGGCCAUCGAAAUCGCGUACGCCCAUAAUCCCUCACCCGCCGAUGUAGCUGCCGAGUACAUAAAAGCUGGUACACAUGCGGUUAUCAUGGCAGACCUGCAAUACCACAGUCCCGGCGAGCGAGCCUCCGCACCACCGACGUCUGGCUUUUACUGGAUAUAUCGCCGUGUACGCACGCGGAAGACCAAUGGCCGCUUCCGCAUACACUCUCGAUGCGUCGUUGAUAGGCAACCGUUCCUCCGCGAUAUCGGCCAGCCGAAUGCUGAGGUGGUAGACGGUUCCAUGCAGCUCCGUCUCUCGGACUUCUGUCCGACCGACCGCCUGCAGCCCGACUCGCAGGACGACCUCACGAUUGAAAUAUCACACGGCCAGCUAGCAUCCUGCCUUCACGAAGCCGAAGAGGAGCAGAAGCUUUAUGACUCCCACAAACCCGGUCUUGCAUCGGAUGAGGACUGGGAAUCGGAUCACGUCCCCGGUCGUCGCAUGGCGUCCGCCCUGGAUUCGGAUGAAGCAGAGUCUGAACUAUCUUCACAGCCAUCGGAUGGCGGAAGUGAUUGGACUCCUGCUGCAGCCAGGAGUAAGAAGGUGAAGACUUGAGCCCCAAUCAAACCGGAGUCACACCCUACACCAAACUCCUACCUAGCUCGAGGCCACGACGCUCAAACGUCACGAUAUCUUUCCGGGAGUAAUGAGGUGCAUGUAUGGAGGUAAGAGUUCCAUGGUUGGGCAGGACGUGAAAUGGCGUUAGACAUGGGCACAGAAACAAUGAUGCACUAUCAGCAUUAGAGACAUUGCGGACAAUAAUACCCUUCAUAUGCGCUACGCUUCCAUGUUUUCAGCUCCUAGUCUGUUCUUAGUCCUUCAAGACUUAUUCUUGGUCACUACUGCCCCUACUUUGCCCUCCACUUCCCCACCGAUCCCUCCAAAAGGUCAUGCAUCUCCACGUCUGCAUAUCCAAUCCGCCUCUCAACCCACAAAUUUAGUACACAAAAUAACAGCAGCAUAGUUCUACAUAUAAAACGGGCGUGGUAAAGAGAUAGUUGCAACAUUUAGCGCCUUCGCGAUUUAAACCUCGUCAACAUUGAGGUGG